CUGUGAUUGGCUGCCAUCGUUGCGUUGUGACGUUGCUCAGAACCUCCAGCAGCUCGUGCGACGUGCUAGUGACUACAGAAGGCCCAGUGUGUGUUUCAGACGAUGCUAGUAGGAGUUGCGCAUAAACACCCAGCCUUUUAUCAGUAUUAAUCACUUGCGUGUCAGGAUGAUUAUAGAUAAUGUUGACGCUCUGAAAUCCUGGCUGGCUAAACUUCUUGAACCCAUAUGUGAUGCUGACCCGUCUGCUUUGGCAAACUACGUUGUGGCGUUAGUAAAGAAGGAUAAACCAGAGAAAGAACUCCGAGCAUUGUGUGCGGAUCAGUUGGAUGUUUUCCUUCAGAAAGAGACUACAGGGUUCGUCGAUAAACUCUUUGAAUGCCUAACCACCAAAAAUUAUUUGGGAAAUCCAGCUGCUAAAGAAGAGAGUAAAAUCCCAGUGCAGAAGCUUGAGGAGAAGGAAGAGCCUAGUCAUGUUGAAGAUGAUAGGGAUAACAGAAGAAGAAGAAGCCCUUUAAGGAAUCGUUCAGAUUUAAACGAAUCAAGGGCUAGAGAUGACCGCAGGAGAGACGACCGUAAGCGACGGGAACUGGACCGUCAUGGAAAGAGUGGAGAAUCGUACCGAGACCGACAUGAGCGACGAGGAGGAAGCUCACGAGGGAGAAGCUACAGUCGAAGCAGGAGUCGUAGCCGCAGUGGUAGCCGUGGAAAGAGCCGAGAAAGAGAGCACAAUCAGAGGAGAGGUGAGGACCAUGAUAAAUUUUUGAGGGGGAGGGGGGGGACAGAGAGUUUUAAAACAUAUUCUGUGCACAUGUGUGUAACACACAACAAGAGGACCCAUCCACCCCCCCUGCUCCCUCUGCCCCUUCCUCAGCACCAGUUCCACUCUUCAGGGAGCCCAGUCGUCCCCAACGCCGUAACCGUGGUAGCACCGGCUCACCUGCCCGACAGCACUACAGAGAGCUGGUCCACAUACUUCACCAAACAUACAGACGGCAAGACGUUCAACAAGAGCAGCACGCUUAAACAUCGCUGCAGAGACUACGACGAGAAAGGAUUUUGUAUACGAGGCGAUCUCUGUCCUUUUGACCACGGUAAUGACCCUCUGAUCGUGGAUGACGUCACACUUCCUACCAUGAUCCCGUUUCCACCCCCACCAGGCCUGCCACGGAUGCCCAUGCCGCCAAUGACAGAACCUCCUCCUCGCAUGCCCAUGCCGCUGCCCCCUCCCCACGGACAGCCUCCGCCUCCAGGCAUCUACCCCAUGCCAGGGCCUCCUCUAAUCCCAGCUACUGGGAUAGACACUCAACCCCACUCCAGAACCAGCACCUCUUCCCCUUUGGCCCUGCCUGGAGUGGGACCUCCUCCUCCUCCUCCUCCUCCACCACCACCUCCUUCCUCAUCUUCCUCCUCUUCUGCCUCUCUUCACCCUCAGUACACUCUCUCUGAAUACAGCUAUGACCCUGACGCCUAUAACCCAGAGUCUCCGGGACUGACCGGGCCAGGCAGAGCUCAGUACCACCAUUUUAUCCCUCGCAUCCAGACACAGAGACCCAAUCUCAUCGGCCUCACCGCUGGUGAUGGUCAAAACUCACGAGCGGCUAACAUAGUAAUCCAGACAGAGCCAGCUGUCACGAGUGUGUCGAGCGGAGAGGUGAGGUUCAGCUCUGAGCAGGACAACAGGAAGAGAUGUUUGCCAUCUACAGAUGGACCACAGGCCAAAAAACCCUGGAUGGACAAGCAAAAUUUCAAUAACCAAAAUAAACCCACCUUCCCGAAAAAGAACUAUUACGUCAACACCAAACUAGAGGUCCGGAAAAUCCCCCGGGAGCUCAACAACAUCACCAAACUCAAUGAGCACUUCAGCAAGUUUGGGACAAUAGUCAACAUCCAGGUGGUGUUUGGGGGCGACCCUGAGGCGGCACUGAUCCAGUAUACAGCUAAUGAUGAGGCUCGGAGGGCCAUCUCCAGCACCGAAGCUGUUCUGAAUAACCGCUUCAUCAGAGUGUACUGGCAUCGAGAGGCCACAUCUAACACACAGGAACAGGGACCCAGUCAGAGCACAAACCCCGGACACCAACAUCCCACAACUCACAAGGUCAUUAAUAAGCAGCACACUGCAGGAUCUUAUGUGCUGAAUAAAACCUUCCCUAAACAGCAGACUGCCACAGGAGCCGCGGGCGGGACGGGUAGGGUAGGAAGGGCUGAACUUACCAGCCCAAGCCAGGAACCUUCAGUGGGUUUGACGCCACCUUCAAGUUUACAAAAGGGUCCGUUCUUGCGCACAGUGUUGAAAACUGCAUACAAAUCAUUGGGAAAAACGGGCAAAGCACUGGAAGCUCAGGAGGUUUUGAAAAAGAAGCAUGAGGCAUUGAAACUGCAGCAAGACAUGAGGAAGAAGAAACAAGAAAUGCUUGAAAAACAGAUUGAAUGUCAGAAGGUGCUGAUAAACCGCCUGGAAAAGAACAGAGGGAUGAAGCCAGAGGAGAGAGCCAACAUCAUGAAGACUCUCAAAGAACUGACAGAAAAGAUCUCUCAGCUGAAGAAUGAGAUCAGCCCGACCUCACAAUCUGCUGCCAACACCACACAAACAAAGUCAAAAACAGAUGCACAGAAAGAGUUGCUUGACGCGGAGUUGGACUUCCAUAAGAAGCUGACGUCAGGAGAAGACACCACAGACCUGAAGAGGAGGUUGGGUCAGUUGCAGGUGGAGGCAACACGGCUGGGACUGAUCACGGCUGGGCGGGGCAAGCCACCAGCAGCACCGAGUCGAGGCAGAGGGAGGGGCCGAGGGCGGAGCCUAAGAGGGCGAGGAGGAGGCAAUCACAUGGUAGUAGACCACCGGCCUCGAGCCCUCACUAUUAUUGGCGUCACGCAGGAAGAGAAGGAGGAGCUCAUGCCUCAUUUUGUGAAAUUUGGCGAGAUCGAGGAGCGGUUGUCCGUUGAAGACACAGGUCGUGACCAUGAUGCUGACUGCUAACCCAGUGUUGUGAUGACCUUCAAAAGUCGUAGAGAAGCAUGGGACGCUGCAAACCAAGGGGCGAAGUUCAAAGGUCGAAUUCUACAGAUCUCGUGGUACAAACCUAAAACUCCAUCUGUGUCCACUGAACCGGAAGAGGAGGAGUCAAAGGAAGAGGUCAACGCUGCAGGAAUUCAUGUAAUGACGGAUCCAGUCAGCCCCUUUCUGCUUCCAGAGGAAGAGGAAGAUGAAGAAGAUGAUGAUGAUGAAUAUGAGAGCCGCUCAUGGAGGCGAUGAGGAAGGGGAAACGGCACCGCUUUUUGUUCAAGGACUCUCAUUUUUAGUUUCUGUUUGUGAAUUCUAAUUUAAGUAUAUUUGAUUGAAUAAGACAAAGUGUCUUUUUUAGGAUGGUUUUCAGUAUUUUGAGAGGUGGAAAAAAAUGAAGUCUAACGGCAUUCUCCGUACACGAGAAUAUAAGAGAAUGUGAGACGUCUGUGUGGACUUGCAGUGUUUCUGUCACUCUGAAAUCUCUGCAUUAUAUAUCAAACUCUCACUUUUGCUGAGAUUGAUUGCAAAAUGUUUCAACUAGGAAACAUUUUGUUUCACUGUGCAUGACCAGAUAUCAGUAACUCACAACAUUUGUGACUACUGUGAAUUAUUAUUAUUUUUAUUUUUUUUAUACCUAAAUGGUUUUGCCCAAUUUUCCAUUUCAGUGUAUGAUUUAUCAUGAAACUUCAUCUGCACUUUGUGCCACUUUGGCCUGUGGUAGACAUUCUCCCAAUGGACGCACUCAUUUGGUAUUGUUCCCAUUAAACGCAUCACUUUCCAAACAAUAUGCCCUAAUGAUGUCAAACCCUUUCAAAACACUUUUGUAUCUGCUUUCUAAAGUUUGGGCAAUAUAUAUCCCCAGAUGGAUUAUUUUUCCUCCUCCUCAAGAUUAAUGUGCCACUUCCUGUAAAUAUAGACUCUAUAGAAGCUAUAUGUGGCAUAGCUCAUUUUUGGUCAGUGUGUCUGACUGUUCAUAUUUAUUUCGUACAUGUAGGUGAUGUUCCAAAACCAAAAAGAGUUUGGAUGAGGGUCAGAGAAAAUUAUUAUUGUUAAUUGAGGUAACAUAUGAACAGAGGUGUUGUGAAUGUAUUCAGAAUUGAUUUACACUUCAUUUACGCCUUAUAUCGUCAGUGUGCAGCUGACGUUUUAUGAGAUUUGUAUUAUUAUUUUUUUUGUUUUUGUGUGUGUGUGUGUGUAUUUUGUAAAUGGUUGCAGUAGUAAUGACUGUUCUCUUCAUUAUUUUAGCUAUUAGAAUGAAUGAAUCCCUGAACGAAUCACAUUCAUGACUCUUAGAGGCUGAUUUAAGAGGCCGUAUGACUUAAACUAAACAUCAGGGUUUUUUUUCUCCUCUUUGAAACACAAUCUUAUAUAAUUACACCAUACUUUGAAGAAGAAUUAUUAUUGGUUUUUUUGACACUCCACUCGUUUCAAAAGCCUGGUCCACCAGAAAUGGGUCAAAAACAUACCAUUUCUGUACCUUAAAUUUUAUCCAAUAGCAUGCUGGCAUCUGUAUGCGUGUUCAUUUGGGGGAAAAAAGAAAAUAUAUGUACGGAUGUAUAUUUUUUUAAUAAUCAUAUUUACAUAGUUUGCUAAAACAAUUAAGAUAUAAGUUUAUAGUUCCUUUUGAUGAAGGACCAGUGUAAAACUUUGAAUCUUUAUUAUAUAUACUGUUGAUGUGACAUUUAAUAGCACGUUACUAUGCCGUUUGAAUCCAAACAUUCAAUGAUAUACCUGUUUGCCCCAUUCUUUCAGAUCGAUUACAUAUUGUUCUCAAUCUCCAUGAUGGCUCCGUUUCUCAGUAACUCAUAUAAGGUCUGGCAGGUCUUAAUGUUGGUUUUGUACAUGAGUCUAGUAGAAGGACUCAGGACUGUGUGAAUUUAGAGAGUGGACUUUGAUCAUUUGUAAAACAUUUUUACUACACCACAUUAGUACAAUGUCAUACAUCUAGCAUAAAUAGAUUUUGAUUACUGUUUGUAAAUUGAAAAAUCUAUGGAUGUUUUUUUUUCAGUUCUUUGUUUGUAAAAUGGAUUUCUAACAGCUGCAUGUUUGCUAAUCAAUAAAGAUACUGGAAUGGGGUGAGCAAGAGGAAUAGAAAGAAAAAAAAGAGAUCCAAUUGGCCUAAAAUAAAACAAUUUGCAACAAACCAACAAAAAAAGAAAAGACAAGAAAAGAAAAAGAGAGAAAAAAAAUGAGAACGAUUCCAUGAUCCAUUCCAAGAAUUAUUCCCCUCUGAAA
Molecule: messenger RNA, 5239 nt
Organism: Cyprinus carpio (common carp)
Lineage: Eukaryota; Metazoa; Chordata; Actinopteri; Cypriniformes; Cyprinidae
Product: RNA-binding protein 27-like
Biological process (GO): mRNA processing
Cellular component (GO): nucleus
Molecular function (GO): metal ion binding; RNA binding
Source: RefSeq, a predicted model, not a curated record